This is a messenger RNA of Cygnus olor (mute swan), 3521 nucleotides long. It is a transcript of the gene RASAL3, whose product is annotated as RAS protein activator like 3. The record is from RefSeq and is a predicted model, not a curated record. Lineage: Eukaryota; Metazoa; Chordata; Aves; Anseriformes; Anatidae. Bases 97 to 3426 code for a protein of 1109 amino acids. Gene Ontology annotation, biological process: regulation of GTPase activity. The transcript has 18 exons.
GGGUGUGACUGAAACUCCUGCCUGGUCACAUGGGGAAGCCACGGCAGGAACCGGGGCGGCUGAGCCCGGGUGCCGAGGAGGCAGCAAGCGGCCGAGAUGGAGGUAGAGAAACCCCCAGUGGCAGCCGAGACGCCGACGCUGCUGAAGACCUACAAAUGGCGAACGGCAGCACCCAUGGGUGACCGGGAACCUGAGCGGGGCACGGGGUCCCCAGGCAGCCGGCGCUGGACCCGGCUGCAGGGCUGGAAGCGUUCCUACAGCCAACCCGAAUCUGACGGCCCCGAUGAUGGAGCUGGAAAGGGAGCACCCAAAGCCAGCACCCGCCGGUCCCUCUUCCAGCGGGCUUUCUCAGCCCCCUCCAAGGUGGCCAAGGAGCCACGGAGCCCCGAAGGUGGCAAGGCCACCCUGCAGAAGUAUUUGCGCUCCAUGUCCAAGAGAAAGGGCCAUGGGGAGAGCGGUGCCAGGGCUGAGCGGCCGCACCGUGUUGUGCUGCCAACCCCAGAGAGCACCCACGGCACACCAACAAUCCCGCUGGCUCCGGCACUCGAUGCGCCAGUGUGGGACGUCUCCAACUUCUCACUGGUGGAUGGACAGCUGAUCCACGUGGGCAGGGAUGAGGAGGCUUCGUGGAGGAGCAGGAACCGGACCGGGAGCUCCAUCUCCGAGAGCACCAGCCUGCACCCAGGGGGUGGCAGGAGGGACACCGCAGACCCGGCCGCGGAGGAGAGAAACACACGGGCAGCAGGGAAAGGCACUGACAGCGAUGCUUCGGCCACCUCCCAGUUCAGCAAUGUCAAGGGCCUGCUGUGGAAGCGGCUCCGGGAUCGGAAAGGGCGCGCAGUGCCCAAAACCGAGAUGAUGGCAGUGGCUGAUGGCGAGAGGUACGGCCCCAUGGAGGGUGGCAGGGACAAUGGUGGGGACACCAGGGAGGGCCCCUGGUGGCAGCCAUGUCCCCUCAGAACCCCGAGCCAGAGCGGUUCGCACGAGUCCCUGCUGCCACCACCGAGUGCUGCCGAGCUGGACCUCACCGGGGACAAUGUCAUCAUCCGGCCUGUGCAUGGCAGCAUCGUGGGCGAGAAGUUCUGCUUCCAGAUCAUCACUGGUGAGGGCAGCCGGUCCUUUGGCUGCACUUCCUUGGCUGAGCGUGACCGCUGGAUCGAGAACCUGCGCCGGACCGUGCAGCCCAACAAGGACAACUGCGAGCGGCUGGAGCUGGCGCUGAGCCUGUGGGUGUACGAGGCGCGGGACCUGCCACCCCGGCGUCGCCUCCGCUGCCACCUCCACCUGGAUGGUGCGCUCUUCGCCCGCACCACCGCUAAGGUGGCCGGUCCCGAUGGCGAGCUCUUCUGGGGCGAGCUCUUCCAGCUGGCCGCCCUGCCGCCCGCCCGCGCCCUCACCCUCGCCCUCUGCCGCGAUGACCAGGGCCACCCCUGCCAGACGGUGGCAUCUGUCACCGUCCCCUUGGCAGAGCUGGCAGCUGCCCGGCAGCCCCUGGAGCGCUGGUACCCACUGAGCGGCCACGGCAGCGGUGAACGGGCGCCAUCGGUGCGGGUACGCGGGCGGUACCGGGAGGUGCGGGUGCUGCCCAUCGUACGCUACAAGGAGUUGGCCGAAUUCAUCACCUUCCACUACCGGGAGCUGUGUGCCCACCUGGAGCCCACCAUUGCAGUGAGGCACAAGGAAGAGCUGGCCGGCGCCUUGGUCCAUGUCUUGCAGAGCACCGGGAAAGCCAAGGCAUUCCUCAUUGACCUUGGCGUGGCUGAGCUGGACCGCUUUGAUGACCGGGAGGCGCUGAUCUUCCGUGAGAACACGCUGGCCACCAAGGCCAUUGAUGAAUACAUGAAACUCGUGGGGGGCAAGUACCUCCAGGACACGCUGGGUGAGGCCUUGGCCCAACUCUGCACCUCGGACGAUAGCUGUGAGGUCGAUCCCAGCAAAUGCGCUGGCCCCGACCUCUCCGACAACCAGAACAACCUGCGGCAGGUCUGUGAGGAGACCUUCCAGCGCAUCGCCACGUCCUGCGAAGCCUUCCCAGCAGAGCUGGGCGAGAUCUUCGCAGCGUGGCAGGAGGAGUGUGCAGCGCGGGGCAAGGUGGCCAUCGGGCAGCGCCUGGUCUCGGCCUCCCUCUUCCUACGGUUCCUCUGCCCCGCCAUCAUGUCCCCCAGUCUCUUUGGCCUCGUCCAGGAGUACCCGAGUGAGGCCACCGCCCGCACCCUCACCCUUGUGGCCAAGGUCAUCCAGAACCUGGCCAACUUCACCACGUUUGGCGAGAAGGAGGCCUACAUGGGCUUCAUGAACGAGUUCCUGGAGCACAACUGGAGCACCAUGACGGCCUUCCUGCAGAGCGUGGCCAACCCUGAGAGCAGCGUCCACAUGGCCACCUAUGAUGGCUAUGUGGACCUGGCCCUGGAGCUUGCCACCCUCCACCUCCUGCUCUGUGACAUCUUCUCCAGCCUGGACCAGGCCACACAGGAGGAGCUGGAGCCCCUUCCCACCAUCCUCAAUGCCAUCAGGGAGGGCACCCCUGUCCCCGUCUCCGUCCGGCUCAGCUCCACCACGGAGCGAAGCCUGGCGGAGAGCCACAAGCCGGGCUUCGUGCCGCCACGGGACCUGAGCAAGCACAGCCCCCUCAUCAAGAGCCAGUCGCUCAUCAGCAUCCGCCGCGUCCGCAGCCGUGAGGACGGGACUGAAGUGGAGCCAGCACGGGCGCCGUCCCCGCGUCCCAGCCGGGAGCGGAGGAACGUGCAGCGCACCCAGAGCGUGCCGGCACAGAACAAAGCUGGCCGCCGCGUGCGCAAGCAGAGCAGUGCCGAGCACGUGGCAGAGCCGCAAGGCGAGGACACCCUGGGGUCCUCUGGCCCUCGCGAUGCCACGGGACGCUCAAAGCUGCGCUCGUCAGUGUCACUGCCACGUAAAUCCACGGUGCCGUGGCAGCGCUAUGCCGAGGAGGCGGCGGCGGCCCAGGGCGAGCUCUACGCCAUCCGUCCCCUGGAAAAGCACGGGCGGCUGAUCGAGGCACUGGGGAAGGAGGUGGCGGAGAGCCGGGAGAAGCUGCGGCUGGCAGAGGUGCGGGCAGGCGAGCUGGAGGCUCAGCACCGCGGGCUGCGGCACGAGCAGGGCCAGCACCGCGAGCAGCUUGAGCGGCUCCACCAGCAGCUGGAGGAGGCCAACGCGCGCUUGGCCAACCUGGGUGCCAGAUUGACAGCGGCUGAAGGCACGCGGAAGAAGGACCUGGAGAGGCUGAAGGCCAGCGAGGAGAAGGGCAGAGCGCUGGAGAGCCGGCUGUUGGCGCUGGAGCGGGAGAAUGCCGAGCUGCGGGGUGCCAUCGCCCAGGUCCUGGGCCACCCAGGCAGGACGGGAUGCCGGCCCCCGGGGACACAGAGCUGGGACGAAGGCGGUGAAGACGCCCAGGCCACCAGCGUGUAAAUGGCGCCUGGGGCCACCGUUUCCAAAGGCUGUUUGACCCUGAUCUCAGCGGGUUUCCUGUCCCCAGAGAAUAAACAGCGUUGGCAUUGCUGUGA